Nezara viridula (southern green stink bug) is the source of this 504-nucleotide messenger RNA. The record is from the annotation of a GenBank genome assembly. NCBI's taxonomy places the organism in Eukaryota, Metazoa, Arthropoda, Insecta, Hemiptera, Pentatomidae.
AUGAUAGGACAUUUAAGAAAGGCAGAGAGCACUAAUGACUUGGAGGAUGGGUCCCUAAUACCGGGCGGUGGGUUAGCUAAAGACACGAGCUCCCGAGCGCUCACCUAUUCAUGGCGACCUCCCCGCCCCAUGAUGGUCGUCAUGAAAAAUGAAGUGGCAAUCCUGCGAGCCAGGAAUAGCGGUCCGCAGCACACCACAAUGGCCGCCCUAUCAGCUAAUACCCUGCCCCGCAGCCUGUCAAUAAUUCGGGACGAUUGUUCUCGUUGCGAAGGCAGACCUAAUUGGAUGAAUGUUGCCAAAAUAUUGAUGUCUUCUGGAGGGCUAGCUUGGGGCCUAUAUGGUGGGGUCUUUUACCGGCACGACAGCUACAUACCGUUGACUGUUCCGCUCGCCCUGAAAGGAGACACCAUUCGCUCACUUAUUCUAUUGUCGUGCAGUUAUCCUUCGACAAAAGGACUCUCGUAUCCUGGAGGAUAUAACAAGAGGGUGGUUGGCCAAAUAUAG